GUUAGAAAGAGGUGGGAGCUCUGAGUUGUACCCAGCCCAAAGUGACUCUCAGAACAGCCAAGGAAGGAGAAAGUGGAACAAGAAUGGCAGAAAAUGUUGUUUAUGUUAACUGGAACUUGCCUGAACCAAGUAGACCCAGAAUCCUGACAGUCCCUGAUGGCCAAGGUAAAAGCUGUUGUUCCAGAAAACGUGUUGCUGUAUUGGCAGUGAUAAUCCUUGUACUGGUGCUGGCAGUGUAUUUAAUAAUCACAUAUGGUCCAACUGCAGGCAGCCAAAAUGGCUCAACAGCUGUGACCUCUUCCAGUCAAAAUGACUCCAACCCAUUGUCCCCACCCAACCAAGAGGACUCAAGAACAUUGUCACCAACCAAACUGAAUGACUCAACACCAUUGUCCCCCACCAGCCAACAGGACUCAACAAAGUUACCCCCCAGCCAUGGAAAGACACCAGGCUGUCCAUCAGAAUGGAAAAAACAUGAGAGAAAAUGCUACUUCUUUUCUCCAGAGAGGAAAAAGAAGAGCUGGAAAUCCUCCCGUGCAGAAUGCACUGCCAUGGGCUCAGACCUGGUGAUCAUUGAGAGCAGGGAAGAGCUGACUUACCUUCUCUCACAAUCAGGAGGUUCAUACUACUUGCUUGGUCUCAGAUACUCUCCAGAGGAGCAGAAGUGGAAGUGGAUCAACAAUGUGGAACAUGACCCAGCCAUGUUCAGUGUAAUGGGAAAUUAUAGUGACUAUCACUGCACGACCAUUGGACAUGGUGAAAUCGAAACUGCACCUUGCAGUGGGACCAGAACAACACAAAACAUGUGUGAAAAAUCUGCAACAAUAUCAAGAAGGCAUCAGGAGAGCUAAAAGCAAGAGCUCCAGGCUGAGAUGUUAUCCCAGCUUCCUGUAGCAAACGUGGAUGGGAUGUGUCUCAUUUGUCUCUAGCUGCCCAGUCUCUGCUCCCAGGCUCUCCUGCAGCCCCUCCAGACUCAUGGCCCAGCUGAGCCCAGCCUUUCCCUGCUGCUGUCUGAGCCUGGCUGGAUCCCUCUGGAAGAGCUGCCUCUGGCACACAGGAGGAGUCUGGCACUGUCUCAUGCCAGGGCUGGCACUCUCAGGCAGGCAGUGCCAGGGGAGAGGAGUCCAGGCUGGGGCCAGGCUGAUCCCAAACAGAUGCUGACUCUGCAGCUCCCAUCCAUGCACAGCCCUGUGCUCCCAGCCCUGCCUGUGCCCAAGGAGACCCUUCCCCAGCUGGCCACAGCCUGGCCUUGCCUGCAGCCACAAGGGAAGGGCAGCACAGAUUUCUGCUUGGGAUCUGCUGGGGAAGGGCAACCCCAGUCCUUGGCAGGAUGGACAGGAAAAAGUCAGGUGUGGGUGUGGAUAAACCUUCCCCUGUCCCAGAGUGUUCCAUGAGCACAGGGGAUCCCAGAGCCUUUGAGGGAAACGGGAAUCAGCCCAGGGCAAAGGAUCCUACAGCAGCACAGCUCUGGGCAUAAAAUCAGCCCCAGACCUCUGUGGGGAAGGGAAGGAGUGUCAGAUUUAGGAUGUGCUGGGAAAGGGCACAGGAUGGAGAGCAGCAGAGACCAGCAAGGGCUGAAGAACAGAGUCCCAAGAGAAGCUGAGCUGGACAGAAAACAGAACAAUGAAAGCCCCAGUGAGCUGUGAAGGAGCUGGUGAGAAAUAUGAGAGUGACCCACAGGAAAUGGCAACACUGUGCUCUGCUCUCUUUUCCUUGGAGAUUGGGCACAGGAGGAAAUGAUGCCUGAGAGCUUUUCCUGCUCAGAAAAAUUCAAGCCAACAGCAGAAACAGGUAGCACCAGGAAAACUGAGCUGUGAUCAGGAAAGAGGGAAUGUCACCAAAGCUCUCCCCAUGUGCUUCAGUGUCUCUUGGAACCCUGGCCCUUGUGUGUCUCGAAGAAUUAUCCUUUUACUGUGUUUUUUGAGGCAGAAUCAUUCCUCCUUUACUGGUGCCUUUCAUGGCUCUCUCCAUCAGCUGCAGUAUGGAGAAAGCUCUUUGAAGUCCCUACCAAGGGCAGAAGUUUGAUUGAAAGUGCUUGGUUUACUCUGCUUCUAUGUUGCUCUUCUUCACAGUUCCCUCAUCUGGUGAUCUCAGUUUUACAAUAAAUUUAGCCUUUACAGCUUGUGA
Messenger RNA from Oenanthe melanoleuca, 2127 nucleotides. Its product is annotated as C-type lectin domain family 5 member A-like. The record is from RefSeq and is a predicted model, not a curated record. The coding region runs from base 84 to 851 and encodes 255 amino acids. NCBI's taxonomy places the organism in Eukaryota, Metazoa, Chordata, Aves, Passeriformes, Muscicapidae. The transcript is spliced from 6 exons.